UCCACUUGUUUUUCUUGUCUCCUCUUAUGCAGGUGGAAUCCAUCUCUUUCCCAGGCUUCCUGGUGGGAGCUGAAAGUCCUGGUCCCUUUCCUCUGGAAGACGAUCCCAACACUCUCAGGUUUCCCAAUGCUGAACCACACUUUUCCUGGAUGGAGCUAGGAGAAGAGCUACAGUUGCCAGAUUCAGGAGACAGGCAAGAAUUGACUGUUGUUAAUUCAGGCUUUGACACACCAAGUGAGGAAGAGCAAGAGGAAGAAAUGGUGGAGGAAAUUGAGGAGCAAGAGUCUAGGACUUUCCCUGAGACCUGUGAUUGGUCCCAGGUGAUGUCGGAGGAGAAGUUUACCGAUGCCCUGGUCACGGCUGAUCCUCGUCCAUUCUGCUGCUUGGAGUGCGGGAAGGGAUUUGCCCAGAGAUCAAACCUGGUGAAACAUCAGCGGAUCCACACAAGGGAACGCCCGUUCCGRUGUCCUGAAUGUGGACGGGGAUUCAGCUGGAGCUCAUYGUUGGCCGAGCACCUCAAAACACAUGGUGGGUGCCGUCCCCAUGCCUGCGGCGAGUGCGGGAAGUGCUUUGCUCGUGGCUCGACGCUGGCAGAGCAUCAGYGGGUGCACACUGGGGAGAAGCCUUUCCGGUGCCAGCAGUGYGGAGCCCGUUUCUCCCAGAGCUCCAYCCUGGCGCACCAUCUGCGCACGCACUCUGGGGAACGGCCCCACAUCUGUCCCAACUGUGGGAAGUGCUUUGGCCGCAAGUCCACCCUUGUCACGCAYCAACGGACUCACACCGGAGAGAAGCCCUACCUCUGSAAGGAGUGUGGACGCUGCUUUGGUGUCAGCUCCGAUCUUGCCAAACAUGUACGCAACCAUCGUGCUAAUGGUGGCAAGUGGGAGAAUAAUGGGACAAGAAGAUGCCCGGUAAUAAAGAGGAAGAAAGAAGAAACUGAAGAAGCUUUCCAAAAGGACUUGGAUAUAGCCAAAGAGCCUCAAAGUGAGCCUGCGGAUAGAAAUGAAGGGGGAACUCAGUGUGGAGAGAACGUUCUCCAGGAUUCUGCACUAGCUAUCCAUCAGAGUGAGACUUCUGACCAUUGCCAACCAUGUAUAGAAGUCUUCCCUGACCCAUCAGAACUAGAAGCCCAAGCAAAUCAUGACAUAGAGAAGAAGCCUUACAAAUGUUCCAGCUGUUGUGCUUGCUUUUUUGAAAGACCUGCACUUGAAAUGCACAACAGGGUACACCUUGAAGGUCUAUCCUCCCAUUGCCCCCAAGAAGGAGAGGACUUCCCCAAUAGUUCUGAUUUGGAGCAGUGCCAAAGUGUUCCUGAUGUAGAAGAGAAACCUUUAAAGUAUAUGGAGCACAGGGCCAACUUCGAUGAAACCACGGUUGUAGCUACACAGGAGAUAAUCCCCUUGGAUGAGGAACCUUAUGCUUGCACACAGUGUAAAAAAAAGUUUCUCAGUAAAGAUGAGCUGACAUUUCACCAGGAGAGUCACACUGUUCAGGAAAAAGAGGAUGAGAAGUCUUAUCAGUGCCCUGUUAGCAAUGCUCCAUUCUCUGACAGUACAGUUUUUGUGAUGGAUAAUGCGAGUCACGAAGCAGAUGGACAAUCUCAUUGCUGCCAUCAGUGUGGUGAAAUGUUCAUGACUAACUCAGAACUUGCUGUUCACCAGUUGAGUCAUCCAGGAGAAGCUUCUUUGGACAAACCAUAUUCUUGUGCUACCUGUGCCAAGACCUUUGCCCUUUUUGCCACACUAGUUGCCCAUGAGCAGACUCACAUGUCAGAUGAUGAUGCCUACUGUUGCCCAAAGUGCGGCGAACAUUUCCCAGACAGUAGCAAGCUGUGGAGACACCAGCAACGUCACUUGGGUGAGGAGAGGCCUUUCUGCUGCCCAGCUUGCGGCAAGGGCUUUGUGCUCCUUUCGGGGCUUCGGCAACACCAGCGUGACCCUCCUUUCCGGUGUCCGCAGUGCAGCAAGACCUUUGUGUGGCGCUGCCGGCUGACUGAACACCGCCGGAACUGCCAUCCAGCUGAACGGCCCUAUAAAUGCCCUGAGUGUGGCAAGAGCUUUGCGCAGAGUUCAAAACUUCUUCGACACCAGGUGACACAUACUGGAGAGAAACCUUUCAAGUGCCCUGAAUGUGGCAAGAUCUUCAGCCAGAGCUCCAAUCUGGUGGAGCACCGUCGCACCCAUGCUCCUGGUAAAGCCCAUCGCUGUGCCAUCUGCAGCAAAGCUUUUGCUCUGGGUUCCUAUUUAGCCAAGCAUCAGGCCACUCACACUGGUGCUCGUCCUUUCCGGUGCACCGAGUGUGGCAAGGGUUUCCGGCAGAGCUCCAAUCUCAUCCAGCACCAGCGCACUCACACAGGAGAAAGGCCAUAUGUUUGUGCCUCCUGUGGCAAAUCCUUCACCCAGAACUCACACUUGAUCAAGCACCAGCGAGUUCACACGACUGAGCGCCCCUACCGCUGCCCUUUGUGCGGCAAGAGCUUUCGGCAACGCGGCAACCUGGCUGAGCACCAGCACCAACACGUUGGUACCCGGCCAUAUAUCUGUGGCACUUGUGGGAAGUCGUUCCGGUGGAGCUCUGCUUUCUCCAAACACCAGCGUCUCCACCUUGACUCUGAUCUUUGACCCUCUGCAAGGGGAACAAGAGACAACAGAUGCUCUUAGUACUGGGAUAGGCACCUGGACCAAUAUACCCACCCAUAUGAGCAACAUAGAACCUUGCACUCCCCAAAAUACAGUGGCUCUUGGUUAACUGGGGCUCAAGCAAUCAGUGAAAAAUUGAAGAAACAAUACUUUACAUACUAUAAAUAAAAUACGAGCAGA
Molecule: messenger RNA, 2819 nt
Organism: Anolis sagrei ordinatus
Lineage: Eukaryota; Metazoa; Chordata; Lepidosauria; Squamata; Anolidae
Product: zinc finger protein 585A-like
Biological process (GO): regulation of DNA-templated transcription
Molecular function (GO): DNA-binding transcription factor activity, RNA polymerase II-specific; RNA polymerase II cis-regulatory region sequence-specific DNA binding
Source: RefSeq, a predicted model, not a curated record